This is a messenger RNA of Salvelinus namaycush (lake trout), 1410 nucleotides long. RefSeq lists its product as uncharacterized. The record is from RefSeq and is a predicted model, not a curated record. Bases 455 to 1357 code for a protein of 300 amino acids. Lineage: Eukaryota; Metazoa; Chordata; Actinopteri; Salmoniformes; Salmonidae. The transcript has 2 exons.
UAUGUGAAGAUUGCUUGUUUUUUAUAAGAGAAGUUUAAUGCUAGCUAGCUCCUUGCUGCACCCGCGUAACAGGUGGUCAGCCUGCCACGCAGUUUCCUCAUGGAAUUUAAUGUAAUCGGGCCAUAAUCGGCGUUCAAAAAUGCUGAUUAUCGAUUUGUUAUGAAAACUUGAAAAUCGGGCCCUAAUUAACCCGGCCGACCUCUAGUUUGAACUGCAGAUUCUGUCUUUAACCACUGCUACGUUGCGUACAACAUUUAAGGCCACUUUCCCGGACACGGAUUUCAGACUAGUUCUGCAUUUAAAUAGCAUGUUCAAUAGAGAAAGUGUUUGUUGCUCCAUGGGUCUAUGUAUCACGUGUCUCGGAGUAGGAGUGCUGAUCUAGGAUCAGGUCCAUGUAACCUUAUUGGGAUCUAAAAAGGUGAAGCUGACCAUCAAUCAGCACUCCUACUUUAAGAUGCUUCAUCCAGACGGCCUUUGGACUAGGCUUAAUCUAUAUCUGCUUCAUACAGACGGCCAUUGGACUAGGCUUAAUCUAUAUCUGCUUUAUACAGACGGCCAUUGGACUAGGCUUAAUCUAUAUCUGCUUUAUACAGACGGCCAUUGGACUAGGCUUAAUCUAUAUCUGCUUUAUACAGACGGCCAUUGGACUACAUUUACAUUUACAUUUAAGUCAUUUAGCAGACGCUCUUAUCCAGAGCGACUUACAAAUUGGGCUAGGCUUAAUCUAUAUCUGCUUUAUACAGACGGCCAUUGGACUAGGCUUAAUCUAUAUCUGCUUUAUACAGACGGCCAUUGGACUAGGCUUAAUCUAUAUCUGCUUUAUACAGACGGCCAUUGGACUAGGCUUAAUCUAUAUCUGCUUUAUACAGACGGCCAUUGGACUAGGCUUAAUCUAUAUCUGCUUUAUACAGACGGCCAUUGGACUAGGCUUAAUCUAUAUCUGCUUUAUACAGACGGCCAUUGGACUAGGCUUAAUCUAUAUCUGCUUUGUACAGACGGCCAUUGGACUAGGCUUAAUCUAUAUCUGCUUUGUACAGACGGCCAUUGGACUAGGCUUAAUCUUCAUACAGACGACCAUUGGACUAGGCUUAAUCUAUAUCUGCUUUAUACAGACGGCCAUUGGACUAGGCUUAAUCUAUAUCUGCUUUAUACAGACAGCCAUUGGACUAGGCUUAAUCUUCAUACAGACGGCCAUUGGACUUGGCUUAAUCUAUAUCCGGGAAAACAGACAGGUAUAUUAUCUCUGUGGUUAAUCUCACUACUUUUGUCUCGACUGUUAAAAGUAGUGGGAAUUCAUGUGCUCGCUAGCAUCAAAUCAAAUUGUAUUAGUCACACGCGCCGAAUACAACGGGUGUAGAUCUUACAGUGAAAUGCUUACUGACAAGCCCUUAAUCAACAAUGAAGUUAAGA